AUGAAUGUCGAAUCAACAAUUUCUCAGAAGCAAAUCGCUUUGCCUACAACCAUGCAUAUUCAACCACUACAGCCAAUACCCAUAGCCAAUACCCGUGACAUAAAAUACACUUGGCCAGAAGCAAGUAGAAGCCCCAGUAUAUCGUCCUCUACUUCAGACGAUGAGGAGGAGGAUGACGACGACUUAUCAUUAGAGAUUGUCGCAGAAAGAUCAUCUACACCACCAACGCCCUGUUCGUCAGUAUGUCAUGAUAAAUUCAUGUACACAUCAUCCUGUGAUAACUAUUUACAAUAUAUAGAGCCAAACCCAGUUCUGCCACCUUCCUAUGACACAUUACCGCCAGGUGGAUGUCCAAGAUUUCCAGUAUCGGCACCAUCAAUUUUCCCCUAUUCCGCGGAAACCGUCUGCGAGAAUAGUGAUUUACAACCACCUGCAUACAAGCCGGCUAUUUAUAAGAUAGGAGUUGUUGCAAGAAAAAUGGAAUGGAUCAACCCUAACGAAUUAUCUCCACAUAGAUCGUGGAAGUAUUACAUUAUAGAAUUGAAUUCCACACAGUUGAACUUUUACAAUGUGCCUGCUAAGUAUGAACAUCAGCUUGUCACUUUCACCCCUGACUCGUUGACGAGUCAACAAUCAUUUCCAAAUUACGAUACAAACUUAAACUCGCUAUUUACUUGCUCCGCAGAUCAUCAGUUUUACGACAUGGUCAAAAAAAUGGGGUUGAUAGAGAGAAAUUCGGGUUGCAGUAAGAAGGGGAAGUGCCUUGUUCGUUCAUAUUCGUUGCAAAAUUCGAAAAUCGGGUUAGCUACUGAUUACAAGAAACGUGCAAAUGUAUUACGAAUGAGGGUAGAAGAAGAGCAAAUGCUACUCAACUUUGGUAAUGUGGAUGAAGUGAUUACUUGGAACUUGCUGUUGAAUGUUGGUAAAGAUGUGGCUCUCGAUCUUACAGAGAGAGAACUCCCAAAGUACAGAACAGUGCCCAGGAGAAGACGGAGAAAUAGAAAUACAGAGAACAAUGGAAGCAGUUCACUUCUCAGUGCUAUUCAUCCAAAUGGCUCUCUUGCAAGACUCAGAUCUGCUUCUGAUCCUAACAAGUUUAGAGGAAGAUUUUCUAGAUUAAAGUCAAAACUAUCAUCAGCUAAAUUAUCGGCUUAUAACAACAAGCAUGCUGUGGAGCCAGCAGCAAUGUAUCUGAACAACAGCCUUCCACACUCGACUUUUUACAUCCAACUACCCACACCAGUAAGCACAUCAUCAAGUGAAUCUAUUGAUGCAACAAGAUCGAAUUCAGUUUCAGAUUUCCGAAAUGUAUCGAGUACAGACAUUUCCGAGACUGAACCUCACGAGGACGAUGACGAGGAUGAAGAAGAUGAAGAUGGAGGAGAAUAUGAUCAGGCAUCAGUAAACUCAGUCACAAAUGUACAUGUGGAAGCAAGUCCUUCAUACUGCUACAAAUGGAGUCCAGAAAAAAAGUUUGAUAAGCACAAAUAUCAUCGUGAUUGUUUGAGAUGCAUCAAGCCACUCUUGUAUAAUUAA
This is a messenger RNA of Candida dubliniensis CD36, 1536 nucleotides long. RefSeq lists its product as uncharacterized. The record is from RefSeq and is a predicted model, not a curated record. Lineage: Eukaryota; Fungi; Ascomycota; Pichiomycetes; Serinales; Debaryomycetaceae. The transcript has a single exon. The coding region runs from base 1 to 1536 and encodes 511 amino acids.